Messenger RNA from Hippocampus zosterae (dwarf seahorse), 4353 nucleotides. RefSeq names its product nuclear factor, interleukin 3 regulated, member 5 (gene nfil3-5). The transcript is spliced from 2 exons. Gene Ontology annotation, molecular function: DNA binding; DNA-binding transcription factor activity. The coding region runs from base 914 to 2641 and encodes 575 amino acids. Gene Ontology annotation, cellular component: nucleus. The record is from RefSeq and is a predicted model, not a curated record. Gene Ontology annotation, biological process: circadian rhythm; regulation of DNA-templated transcription. Lineage: Eukaryota; Metazoa; Chordata; Actinopteri; Syngnathiformes; Syngnathidae.
GUAAAGAGAUUCCACGCUGGAAAAUGGAUGUGCUCCACGGCUGAAGGAGAGAGAGAAACACGCGGCGGGUGGUGGCGGGUGCCGUGUAUGUAACACGCAUACUCUCGCGUGGAAACACAGAGGACACAAACGUGACGAGGCAGCCGAGGGGCUGUUACGCAACCAUUGACCUACUAACACAUAUUUCUAGAAAGGCUGCCGCAACAAAGUGGAGCAAAGUGUCCGCCGGCGCACGACACGGGGCGACUCGACCAAGGAGAGAGAUACAGGGGACCCGAACGCGCACAGACACCAAAGAGGGAACAACUUUUUUUCUGGAUAGGGUUUCUCUAAAGAAAAGGAGGAAACGGGAGCGAGACAGCUUUUGUGUCGGGGAAGCCUGAAGGUUGUUUUCCCCUCCUCCACCAUUCAAAGCAACGGCAUUCAAGUCGGAUCCUCGGGGACACUCGAAGCAGACAGCCUGACCUACAUCUUCUGUACGACACUGUGAUGAGAAGCGCUGUGGCCUGACAUGCUCCGCAGCUGUGCAGAACAUUUGGGAAGACAUCAGUAAACUCCAGUUCACCUGCCGAGAGACUCCACCGACUUGCGGUGUGCCAAGAAAACCAAACAACUUGAAACACAAGCUUGAUCUUCUUUUUUUUUUUUUGACAGAUUGUUGAGAAAAUAAGUUCAAUGUCUAAGGUGUUCAUGGAGUUCCACCUGUUUUUAAUCUUCUUGGCUAAUUUGGACACUUGAAUAUUCUGAUCGAGUAAACAAUUGGUAAGAGAAAUCAAUGAGGCUCUCUCUUAGAUGUGAAGUCUUUGCUGAUCCCGCAACAUAGUGGCAAAAGUUGCAUCACAAAGUCUUGUUAUAUCUGUGCAUCUUUCCCGACACACUUGCUCAAUUUCCACUCUGGCCUUUCCUUGGAAAAAUGGAAAACCUGAAUCUACACAUCUCAACCACCAGCAACAAAAAUGCCAUGGAGGUGGACAGUUUUACUUCCUACAGCGAUCUCCCAUCCCCUCUUCCCGAGAGCGGGGCACGGGCCAGCCGCCAGGCGAAAGGUUCCAAGCCGACUGUGGCGUCCCGUCGCAAGCGGGAGUUCAUCUCUGAUGAGAAAAAGGAUGAUUCAUAUUGGGAAAAACGGAGGAAGAACAACGAAGCAGCAAAGCGCUCGAGGGAAAAACGUCGCCUGAAUGACAUGGUUCUAGAGAACCGGGUCAUGGCCCUGAAUGAGGAGAAUGUUCGUCUAAAAACGGAACUACUUCAGCUCAAGUUGCGCUUUGGACUCAUCACCACAGCGUCCUACAUGGAGAAAAGCCAGCAGAUCGCUAGUAGCAAUGGGAGUAGCGCCAGUGGCACCCCCAAUAACGCCUACCUCUCAAGUAGCGGCUACUCCAGCGCAUCCCAGGUGAUGCUGAACUCGGACUCUUCGGAAACCGAACAGCCCAGCCGCGGUGAGCGCCACUCGGCGCUCCCCAAGUAUUCUCCCAGAGGAUCUGUGUCGGACUUGUCUGAUGGCUCCUCAAGGGACAGCCCCGAGCCUUUGGGCUACAGCAUAAAGAAGGAGCCUGCCAACAUGGACAUGGCAAGAUUGGAAGGCACUGGACUCUCUGGCGGUAUAGCCAAUGGCUUGCCAAGCCGUGCUUACCAUGGCAUUCAUCCUGCUUUGAUGUCUCCUCACCAGCAGAGUACACAGUUGGCUGAAGCUGUCAUAGACUACCAGCAGCAGCAGCAGCCGAGCCACAUGGAGGCCUCUACUUCCACUGCCCAGGCCACUUCUUCACAAAGGAGUGUCAUUCUGUAUCGCUCUAGCAGCGGCUGUUACCCCAUGGAGAGCCAGAGGCCAGAUGAGCAACAGAGCAGGACGCAUUACGGCCAGCACUCCUCAAACUCCAAGUUCUCCGAAUGUUCAGUGACAAUCGCCGAGGUCGCCGAGAAGCUGGAGAGGACAAAGACGAUGGACUGUGAGCAGUAUGAAUAUUCGGAGGAACUGCGGGCACAAUACAACGGCCAACAGCAUGAGACCCACUACAGCUUUCGGACUCAGGAGAACAGCCUUGAGCAAGCCGAGAGCCGGAACCCCUUUGCUCCCAAUCUGAUCCACAGCACCGAGGAGGGCAUGGCGGUGUUCUCGCAGCACAAUGGCUACCUCAACACGAUGGACGAAGAGCCUCCAGUUCUCACCUAUGAGGGAGGCCCUCGAAGCGAUGGCUUCGACCAAGAAAAUUCCUCUGCUAAAGAUACGUCAUCUAGUGACGGGGACCCCCGGAGCUCCGACAAGGAGGCUUUGACCGAUGACGAAUCCCCCUCUUCGUCGUCCUCAGACAUUAGCAGCUACCACCAGAAAGCUUCGGCAACCACCGGGCCCCACGGAGAGUGCCAAGCUGAGGUCAAAGCGACUGCCCUGCCCCACAAGCUGCGCCUCAAGAACCGAGCAAUGUCCACCGGGGCGACAAAAGCACAGAUGGAGGUCUGCGUGGGCGUCUCCAUGUCCCCAUCCCCCACCCUGCCUCAGCACCCUUACCUGGCACUGCCAAGCAACUCUAACAGCAGCCAGGUCAGCAGAGAGGCAGAGAAUGAUUUGGAGUACACCGAGGAGGUCAGACCUCAGCCGGAUGAGAGGUUGGACUCACAAAAGGCAGCCGGCAGUGGUUAGAGGCGUGUUUUAAGUACAGUUUGGAGGUGCUCUAGUUUCUGCAACUACAGCCCCAUUCAUCUUGUCGGCAAAAAUGAGGCCUCGCUUGGAAAUGACUUCCAUCCACUUUCACUGUCACCUGUUUCCCUUUAUUCUCUCCUACCUCCCACAUGUCCCUCCAGUUCAAAUCACAUCACUCACUGAGGGAGGAAACGGAAUGAAAUAGUUUCAGUCUGAGCUACUUCUGGCCAGCGGACACAUUUUGUUGUGGCAUUAUAAGAACAUUUCUUUGACCAAAGAAUAUUCGUAUUUUUUUCACGUCACCUUUUGUUGGUACAGUAACGGUGUAUAUUGGUCUUCUUGGAAUAACAAGUCAGUCCUUUUCACUUCAAGCACUUAGAUUGUAAAAUGUUGUGACAUUCAUUUGCAUAGAUGAGGUAUCUCAUUUGAAAAGAAAAUGUGGCAAAAAUAAUUGUAAAAAAUCUGUCGGAUGCAUACGUCUUGAACUUUAAUGUGGUAAAUUGUUCGGACAAUUACAAAGCAAAUUCCUCCAAGAUCUAAAGUAGGGGUGCCCAAAUCUGGCGCUCGAGAGCCGCCAUUUCAAAAUCGGAAUUGGGCGUGUUGGAGGAGGGAGACAUCUCAAACAGGCUGGAUAGGGGGCUCUUGAGGGCCAAACUUGGACACCCUGAUUUAAGUCAAGUCAACAGUAUUUAUAGAGCACAGCCAUCGCUGCAUACAAAGUGCUGUACAUGGAGCAAUCUAACAUGCACAAUAAACAGUAAGACAAAUCGGUAAUAAAGGCGAUAGAAGCACCAAACAGUAAAACCAAGAACAACUCGUGAGUCAUGCUGAAAGUCAUUUAAAACGAAACACAUUUAGUUAUAUGGAUGACUUUGGGUUUGACUCUGUUUUGGGUGAUUUGAUCACUACAAUUGCCUCUGCAAUCAAAACACUCAAAUUGCCCCACGGGGAAAAAUAAAGUUUUCUGAAUCUGAAUACAACACCAAAAAUGGCUCAAACAUUUGAGUCCCCUAACGGUCAAGGGUAUGCAGUCGUACGAUGUUGACAAGCACAAGGCGAGCCUUCCUGGCUGCAACAACAGAAUGGAUACAAUUUGUCGAAUAAAAAGAUGACUCACCCAUCCCAAACUAGGAAAACGACGCAGUUUUUCCUCAUAAGGUGCCUCUUUUAUUGUGCCGUCACAAUGGCCGACGAUUGAGCAAAGCCCGCUGUGCACUGAGCUUAAGCCGCCCCACUAAAUCUGAAUCGUACAACUUUUUUUUUCCCAACAGUUUCCCUUCCAGGUGCCUGCCUCUGGCCAUGAUGUAUAAAUGUAAAGUUGUCUUUAUCACUUGUAUACUGCGGUCACUAUUUUUAUUAAUAUUUUAUAUUUGGUUAAUAUUUUGUCUAUUAUAUGUAAUUUUAUUGUCCUCCUAUGUGUCAUUUUGCUCUCUGCUCUUCCCGGUUGUGCUGUGUAUUUGCUCAUGCUACCCUACCCCAUGCAACGAUUUGUACUCUGUGUUACUGUAUAACCAGUAAUGUUGGCCUAAACCUUGUGCGGAAAUGAGACCCCCCCCCCCCCCCGCCCCCCCUAAAAGCCAAGCUUGUCCAUAAGUGAAAAUGUUUGGCUAUACUUCACAUGGACAUGUGAAAUGGUUGAACAGAAAAAAAUGUGCUUUAUUUUGAUUGUAAAGGUUGAAAAUGGGGAAGAAUAAAAGGUUGUUGAAACGUCA